CGCAGCUCGUCCUCGUCCCGCCAAGCUCAGGAGCCUCCGUCGGCUCAAAAUGACUACGAUACUUCGCAUCUAGCCGCAUCCCAGUCCAAGCGCAGCUCCAGCCGAGAUCGCCCACCGCUCUCCUCUAAUAACAGGGCCGCGGACGCCUCUCGAUCCCAUCGAAGGAGCACCAGCAUCCGUUCCGCACACAACCGUCAAGGCCAUUCCGAGAUGCCUCCCUCCGCCGUCGCCAACAAUGGCAGCGCCGCCCCUGCGUCGCACAGCGCCUCUCAUGGUGCCGCCGACGCAACGCACGCCUCCUCCAGCGCCAAACAGUCCAGGUCGCGCACCACCAUUCCCACGCAGUCUGGGAAGUGGAUUCUAGGCAAGACUAUCGGCGCUGGUAGCAUGGGCAAGGUCAAGCUGGCUCGCAAAGAAGACGGCAGUGAACAGGUUGCCUGCAAAAUCAUCCCUCGCGGCUCUACCGACGAUGGCCACCAGAGCCGGGCUGAAAAGGAGCGCGCAGACCAGUCCAAGGAGAUCCGAACUGCCCGCGAAGCCGCCAUUGUCACGCUUCUCCACCACCCUCACAUCUGUGGGAUGCGAGAUGUCGUCCGUACAAACUACCACUGGUACAUGCUGUUUGAGUAUGUCAACGGCGGUCAGAUGCUCGACUACAUCAUCUCCCAUGGCAAACUCAAGGAGAAGCAGGCCCGCAAGUUCAGUCGUCAAAUCGCCAGCGCGCUCGACUACUGCCACCGGAACAGCAUCGUCCACCGCGAUCUGAAGAUUGAAAACAUCCUCAUCAGCAAGACCGGCGACAUCAAGAUCAUUGACUUUGGCCUCAGCAACUUGUUCUCACCCCGCGGCCAUCUCAAGACGUUUUGCGGAAGUCUAUACUUCGCCGCUCCUGAGCUGCUGCAGGCAAGGGCAUAUACGGGGCCUGAGGUUGAUGUGUGGAGCUUCGGUAUCGUCCUCUAUGUUCUUGUCUGUGGCAAGGUUCCCUUCGAUGACCAGAGCAUGCCUGCACUCCAUGCAAAAAUCAAAAAGGGCCUGGUCGACUAUCCGAGCUGGCUUUCAACCGAAUGCAAACACCUCAUGUCCAGAAUGCUGGUGACGGAUCCCAAACAACGAGCCACUAUGCAGGAAGUCAUGAACCAUCCAUGGAUGGUCAAGGGCUUCAGUGGCCCUCCAGACAACUACCUUCCCGUUCGUGAGCCGCUCACUAGCGACCUGGAUCCCGAAGUCAUUCACGCCAUGCAGGGAUUCAACUUUGGUUCGCCCGACACCAUCCGUGCUCAGCUUCUAAAGGUCAUUGAGUCCGAGGAAUAUCAACAGGCCGUCAAGGCAUAUCAGCGGGAGAAGGAGCAGCCGCAGCCUACUAAAGACGGUGAGAAGAAACGCGGCUUCGGCUUUGACUUCUACAAGAGGAGAAAUUCCAACAGCCGCGACACCCUUAGUGGCCCAAGUUCCGAGGCGUUGCAGAUUGGCGUUGAUCCCCUCAACGCUUUCAAUCCUCUCGUCUCCAUUUACUAUCUCGUCAAAGAGAAGCAAGAUCGCGAGCAUGCGGAGAUGAACCCACCGCCGACUACAGAACGAGAGCGUGAGCGCGAGCGUGAACGUGAAAAGCUUGCUGGGGGCGUGCCCGACAUAGCACCUCCUCAAGCAGCUCAUACUAAUGCUGCCACGUACGAAAUGCCGGGCGAGAGACCUACAGGGGGACGGACACGACCUCGGGCCCGUACGCAUGGCGAAGACGACGCGCCAGACCUGGUCAAGCAGCAGCACGUGCCUGUAGCACCCGAGACAAAGGCUGAGCAGCUGCAGAAGAAGGAGGGUACAGCUGCCGGCCUGCUCCGCCGCUUCAGUACCCGGAAACGCAGGGACCCUGAUCGGGCGGAGAGAGACCGAUCUCACCCGCCCGUGGUUCACGUUCACUCGCCCCCAGAGGCAGCCCCCACGGCGCCCAGGAAGAGUUUCAGCAUCCGACGUGGACGCCGAGAGCGUGACGACCAAAGCCGUCCGGCGCUACCAUCUGGUGGCAGCCAGCCGCAACAUAGCGAGCUUCUGAGCCCCCCAAUGUCUGCUGGUGGUAUUCGCGGAUCGCGGAAGUCUGGCCUUGGACGAUCAACCAGCGUCAACUCCGCCGACCUUCGCCGACGAGACAAUGGCAGCAUGUCGGCCAGGGAGCCACCCUUGACAAGCGGCUCAGACCAAUCCGACGCAAACGAACAGUCCUCGACGGUACAGAGAGGUCACAGCCAUUCGCAAUCUGUGGCAAUGAGGGCGAAGUCGCUGGGGCACGCGCGGCGUGAGAGCGUCCAGCAGCGCCGGCUCCGUAGAGAAGCUGCCCAGGAGUCCAAUGUGCCCGAAGAAACGGACAUUGAGCAGGAGCAGAGCGGCGUUUCUACUGAUCGCCUUGACAGCGCCGAGCUGGCGAAGCCGGUCUACCUCAAGGGACUAUUUAGCGUCUCAACCACUUCUGGCAAGUCGGUUCCGGCUAUUCGCGCCGAUAUCCGAAGGGUCUUGAAGCAGCUCAACGUCGAUUAUAUCGAGAUCCGAGGAGGCUUCAGUUGCAAGUACACGCCAAGCAUUGACCUGAACAGGGUACAUGAUACCCCGGGCAGCCCGCCUGCACAGAACCCUGGGCACCGCCGCCGUUUCAGCUUUGGUGGCCUCAUGCGAGGCGAGGACCGUGAUCGCGACGACAUUCGCGAUAUCGAGCGAGCUGCUGCGACCCCAAGGACUCCUGGACGACAGGACCGGGAUCGCAACCGCGACCACAGCUACUCCAACUCCGAAGAGUCGGUGGAUAGUAUCCCCCGGAGGAGUGGAGGGGCAUCCAGGCGCGUACCUGGGGAGACGACAACGCAGGUGCAGAGCGACCUCGGGGGCAGCAUGGUGAUGGAGUUUGAGAUAUUCAUCGUCAAGGUUCCUCUGCUCUCUCUGCAUGGCAUCCAGUUCAAGAGAAUGACUGGAAACACGUGGCAGUACAAGAACAUGGCCGAACAGAUUCUCAAGGAACUUAGGCUCUGAUUGCCUUGCUCUACUCCGUCUCGUUUACUCUUGGGUACACAAGAAACAUGAGUCGAGGGGCACGUAUUGCGGGCUAUUGAUGCUGUCGGUGGGCACGCCGCACUGUUGACUUGGAGAUGGGCAUGGAGGCAAGGGAAGGUGAAAAGGGGGCGGGAAAGGGAGUCUUUCGUUUUGGCAAAGGGAGAUGGUCCUCGGCACGAUGGCGAAUCAUGACAAUUACUGCAAAAUAGAUGGAGAGGGUGCGUUUGUAUAUGGCAUGUUGCGGCAUUUCACGUACGUAGCCGGAGUUUUUCGCUUUUUCUUCUCGUUUCUUUCUCCUAUUUUGCUUUACACUC
Messenger RNA from Trichoderma reesei QM6a, 3350 nucleotides. Its product is annotated as protein kinase. The record is from RefSeq and is a predicted model, not a curated record. Gene Ontology annotation, cellular component: cytoplasm. The coding region runs from base 211 to 3015 and encodes 934 amino acids. Gene Ontology annotation, biological process: microtubule cytoskeleton organization; intracellular signal transduction; protein phosphorylation. NCBI's taxonomy places the organism in Eukaryota, Fungi, Ascomycota, Sordariomycetes, Hypocreales, Hypocreaceae. Gene Ontology annotation, molecular function: tau-protein kinase activity; ATP binding; protein serine/threonine kinase activity. The transcript has 4 exons.